Messenger RNA from Sipha flava (yellow sugarcane aphid), 1188 nucleotides. RefSeq lists its product as uncharacterized. NCBI's taxonomy places the organism in Eukaryota, Metazoa, Arthropoda, Insecta, Hemiptera, Aphididae. The transcript is spliced from 3 exons. The record is from RefSeq and is a predicted model, not a curated record. Bases 1 to 1173 code for a protein of 390 amino acids.
AUGCCGGUUGGUAUUUUUGGGCACGAACCAAUUCAUCCAGGUCUUUUUAAUCCACAUACCUCUCAGCUUUCUCUUAAGAACGGCGACGAGGCCGACGGCGACGGCGACGACGACGACGACGACGACGACGACGACGACGACCCGUCCGAAGACGCGGAACACCUGAACCGACGGUUGCAGCGACGACGUGGGCACCACAAACAGCAGCAGCAACAGCAACAGCAACAGCAACAGCGGCUGGUGGCCGACGAUGACGACGACGGACGGCGGUUCAGCUGCGAGUCGCUGGGCAGCAUCCUACCCGGUAGUGACGACGACGACGAAGAAAAGUUGACGACGACGACCAACUCGGACGGUGAGAAGACGCAACAGGUGCCCGUGGUCAGCCGGCUGGAGGUGAGCAAGACCAAGGUGAAGCGGAAGAGGCGCAAGUCGUGGACGUGCCCCGUCAGUGGCGGCGGCGGCGGCGGCGGCGGCGGCCCGAGCCGUAAGGGACACAGCCUGGACCAGGGCUACGACGAUUUCGCGACCCGGCACCAUCCCGCGCUGUACCGGUCGUACAGCAGCAACGACAACGGCGGCGGCGGCGGCGGCGGCGGCGGCACCGUGGUGCUGGACGGCGGGUGCGCGGGCGACGACGCGCCGGGCUCGCGGCAGUUCCGCACCCCGUCCGUGGUGGUCAGCGACUACUCCGAGGGCGGCCCGGUGUCGUACUCGUCCAUGUUCACGUUGGACGACCUCGGCGAGCUGGAACCGGGACGCGCGGACUGCUCGUUCAACGACUCGUCGUCCGACUGCAGCGCCGCGAGCACGUGGAGCGCCGCGGGCAGCGUCAUCAGCGUGCUGGACGCCGACUACUCGCUGCACACGCCCGAGCGCAAGAUAUCCGGUUGCAGCACGUGCACGUUCAGCGGCGGCGAGGACGAGGAGGACGCGGCGUACAGGCUGUCCAAGUUGAAGCCCAAGGUCAGUGCCGUUACACACGAUUUACGCGUACUGCCGCGCGCGCGACCACCAACCUUCGGCCGUCGGCGGACUCGCGCGCUCUGCCCGGCGAAACGUUACCCGGAGACGCGAAACGCGCGUUUUCUUUUCGAUUUCGGUUUUUUUUUUUCGCUUCCUACGAGCGGAAAACUAAUUUUCCGUACACGAAACAUAGCCGAUAGUAGAUGAUGCCGCCCGACGGCG